Molecule: messenger RNA, 2037 nt
Organism: Salvelinus namaycush (lake trout)
Lineage: Eukaryota; Metazoa; Chordata; Actinopteri; Salmoniformes; Salmonidae
Product: pannexin-1-like
Exons: 8
Coding region: 383-1777 (464 amino acids)
Biological process (GO): positive regulation of interleukin-1 production; monoatomic cation transport
Molecular function (GO): channel activity
Source: RefSeq, a predicted model, not a curated record
UACACAAUCUACGCGACGGCCCUACCCCCUCCCAGAAAGGAUAUACAACUCUAGCAUUUAAAUUGGUUCACAGCAGUUGCUUUGUUGUGCACCGCCAAAGAUUUUGCAGCACAGGUAGCUAAUUUCAACCAGAAAGUUUAUUUAGCUAGGUAAAUUCACAGCAUGGCUUGAUUUAUGUAGUUGGGUCAAGCGUACAGUACACGUGCCACACUUGUUACAUUAAUUUUACCGGUGGCUUAGCUAGCUGUUGUCAACAUUUCAAUUGUGCGUCUUUCAGUUUCAACUGCAGUGUUGUCAUUUCGAGCUCGCGAGGGACGAGGGUAAACUAGUUUAGAAAAGUAACAGUGGGUCGAUCUCUGCUAAGUAGACAACAGAGCCAGAGAUGGCUAUCGCCCACGUCGCUACAGAGUAUGUGUUCAGCGAUUUCCUCCUGAAGGAGCCGGGUCAGGCAAGGUACCGCGCCGUGCGCACUGAGCUAGCCAUGGACAAGAUGGUGACCUGCGUGGCGGUGGGACUCCCUCUCCUCCUUAUUUCUCUAGCCUUUGCCCAGGAGGUCUCUGUGGGUGUUCAGAUCAGCUGUUUCCCUCCAGCUAACUUUUCCUGGCGUCAGGGCAUGUAUGUAGACUCCUACUGCUGGGCAGCCCUACACACUCACACACUACCCUUAUGGCUACACAAGUUUUUCCCCUAUAUCCUGCUGUUGGUAGCAGUAAUUAUGUAUAGUCCAGCGGUGUUCUGGCGUUUCUCUGCCUCUCCUCUGCUUCAGUCAGACCUUAGCUUCAUCAUAGAAGAGCUCGACCGCUGCUACAACCGUGCUGUCACUCUGGCUAAACGCAUGGCCACUGCUGGGGAACACACAGACAGUGUUGCGUUUGACCCUACUGAGGGCUGUUUCAUGUACCCGGUGGUGGAGCAGUAUCUGCUGACCAAGAGGAGGAGUGUUGUGGUGUUGUGGCGCUACCUGCUGUGUCGAGGCCUCAACCUGCUCACCUUGCUUCUGGCCUGUGUCUACCUGGGCUACUACCUCCGCCUCGCCUCCCUCACUGACCAGUUCGGCUGUUCCCUGCGCACCGGACUCCUGGCCAAUGACACCUCAAUCCCCGACCAAUUACAGUGCAAGCUGGUUGCCGUGGGAGUAUUCACUUUGCUAAGCUUUGUUAACCUGCUGGUGUACGCCAUGCUGGUUCCCGUGGUGAUAUACUCCGCUCUGCGCCCCUUCUUUCAAUCACACACCCAUUUCCUGAAGUCCUACCAAUCACUGCCCACCAUCAGUGUUCUGCCCCUCCCGCAGGGCCAAUGGGAUGACCUGACGCUCUACUUCCUCUUCCUGGAAGAAAACCUCAGCGAGCUCAAGUCCUACAAGUACAUGAAGGUGUUGGAGUUGUUGAGGAGGAGGGGGAUGUGUGAGGGGGAGGACUUUGACGCCAUGGGACUGCUUCAGAUGCUAUGUCUGGUGAAGACUGAUGUCACGGAUGGAAAGAGGAGCACCGCAGCUACCUUCAAUGCUAGUGACAAAACCACCAAUGCAAAUGCUAGCCUUGAUGCUAAAGCUAAUGAUAACCCUAUUGCUAAAGUUAGCCAUAUUGCUAAUGCUAACCCUGCCGCUGGGGAGGCUAGUAGCAAGGCCCCAGCCCUCAGCCCAGCUUCCCCAGACUCAUGCCAAAGCCAGACCAGUGCCACUGAAAUGACAGAAUUCUCUGCUCUGUUGCCAGGCAACAGUGCAAUGACAGACGGAAGGCGGAGUGAUGGGGGGGUGGUCCGACAGCGAAUUAUCUGAUCGUUGCCGUGAAGGAACAGCCCCAGUGGGUUGUGGGACACUAGAAACCAGAGGUUCUAAGACCCAGAGAUCCAACAAGCCUUUAUCUAAACAACUCAGACUAAGGUGAACCAGAGAUGUCUUGAUGUCAAUGGGACAGAGUUGUAUUCAAAUCAAUCUUUACUUGCCACGUGCCGAAUACAACAAGUGUAGACUUUACCAUGAAAUGCUUACUUACAGUUGAAGUCGGAAGUUUACAUGCACCUUAGCCAAAUACAUUU